Lucilia sericata (common green bottle fly) is the source of this 755-nucleotide messenger RNA. RefSeq lists its product as uncharacterized. The transcript has a single exon. The coding region runs from base 6 to 755 and encodes 249 amino acids. The record is from RefSeq and is a predicted model, not a curated record. NCBI's taxonomy places the organism in Eukaryota, Metazoa, Arthropoda, Insecta, Diptera, Calliphoridae.
CGCCAAUGGAAAACUCAAGCAAUUCUCAAAUUGACCAAAUCGUUUUGCCAGAUUCUGAAGAUUUAGAUUGGGCCCAAAUAACUUACGCUCUUAAUUAUAAACGUAUAUUAUUCAUAAACAAUUACCGGACAUGGUUGGAUUUUUACACCGUGAAUUCCGAAAAUGGCUCUAAAUAUAUGGACUAUAGCCCGGAAGAACUCUGCCAACGUUUUUUACAACGUAUAUUAUCCAAUAUUAACGAUUACUGUUUAACUGAUGAAGAGUUGCAUUUACUUAAUCUAUUAGAUCUGCAUCCAGGUUUUCAAAGAACCGAAAAUGGUUUCAUUGCAAUAAAGCAAAUUGAAGAGCUCACAUUUCCCGUUAAUGAGACGGCUAUAGAAUUACUUAUGACCAAUAGUGGGGCAUUGCAUGGAGCGAACUUUGUUGCCGAACGGAUUGAUUCAAAUGAUCAAAUUGUAAUUGAUGAUUUUGAAGGACAACAUAGUGUACACCGCAGAUUUAAUUUUAAUGAAGAGAAUGCUGCAUUACUUUCGGUAAUUUUGAGUUCAGACGAGGAUUUGCCAAAUUGUGAAGUUUUAACAACAGAGGAAAUGCAUAAGCGUCUAAAAUUGGCUAAAAACCGAUUUGAACAAAAUGGCCAACAAUUGGAAAAUGUUAAUAUUUCCAUGGAUGAUUUGCUAAAGAAACUAAAAGCAAUAAAUGAUUUAAAAUCAGCCAUUUCCAAACUAGUGGAUAAAAGUAUACGCAACUGUUAA